Molecule: messenger RNA, 1410 nt
Organism: Trichoderma gamsii
Lineage: Eukaryota; Fungi; Ascomycota; Sordariomycetes; Hypocreales; Hypocreaceae
Product: kynurenine-oxoglutarate transaminase
Exons: 3
Coding region: 1-1410 (469 amino acids)
Biological process (GO): biosynthetic process
Molecular function (GO): catalytic activity; pyridoxal phosphate binding
Source: RefSeq, a predicted model, not a curated record
AUGGAUUCCAAAGAGAUCAAAUCCGGCGUCUUGACUACGCUGGCCAAGCAGAUGCGUCUUUCCGCUACGUUGGAAAUAAACGAACUUGUUCAUCAACGCACGGCAAAAGGUUUCAAAGUUGUGCACCUGGGAUUUGGCGAAGCUACCUUUCCUAUCCAGAAGGAUGUAGCUGCGGCUCACAGGGAAGCCAGCAACAUCACUAGCUACCUUCCAGUUGCAGGGCUGGCCGAAUUGCGAGAAGUUGGGAUUCCGAUAUCAUAUAUGAGUGCAACGUUUCAUACUGACCUCCGAGGGCAGGCUAUUGCUAAAUUCCAAUCUCGGCGUCUCAAAAAUGACAUUCGGGCAGGCCAAGUUGUCGUGGCUCCAGGAUCCAAGCCAUUGCUCUUCGCACUUUUUGAUCUGCUUCAAGGGGACGUUCUACUGCCGCGGCCAUCUUGGGUCAGUUACGAGCCUCAAAUCAUCCAUGCAGGAAAGCAGAUCUUUUGGGUGGAAACGGAUGAAGACGAUCGCCAAACCAUCACAGAAAAUUCUUUGCAGUCAGCAUUUUCACGCGCAAUUGAACAAGGUGGCAAUCCUCGAAUAAUGCUCAUAAAUAGCCCUUCCAAUCCCACUGGUCAUGCUUUCGACGAGAGCGAUAUAGAGAUAAUCAGCACCUUUUGUAAAAGCCAUGAUAUUACUCUCAUCAGCGAUGAGAUCUAUUCUGAUAUCAGCUUCUCCGAAGAAAGUAGCGCAACUCCGUGCUCAGGUUCGCAAUUCAACUUGAGUCAGAAAAUUCUGACUAGUGGGCUUUCAAAGACAUAUUCCGCCGGAGGAUGGAGGGUUGGCUAUGCUAUCUUUCCUGCAAACGACUUCGGAGAAAGGGUACAAUCGGCAGUCUUGGCAUAUGGUUCUGAAUGCUGGUCUACUGCUUCGGCGCCCGCCCAAAAAGCUGCUGCAGUAGCGUUUGAUACCAGUCUAGAAAUGGAUUUGUAUCGCGGCCAGGUUGUGUCAUUGCACAAGCGAUGCACAUUGGCACUGUAUCAUGCUUUACGUCAAUGCGGCCUCGCAGUUUCAGAGCCAAAAGGUGCCUUUUAUGUUUAUCCCUCCUUUCAUCCAUAUUCCAAGCAGCUAGAGGCUCGUGGAAUUAGAUCCAGCCAAGAGUUAUCCCGCUGGCUUAUUGAAGAGUGUGGUGUCGCAGCCCUUCCAGGUUCGGUAUUUGGCGAGGACGAUGCUGGGCCCAUAGGCGGUCGAUAUCGUCUGCGGAUGGCCACAAGCUACCUGUAUUUCCGUGAUCAGGCUGAGAGAUACCAAGAAGGAUACCGCAUUCUGGAUUUGGCGUUGGACGCGAAUAAUGGUCUUAAGCUGCCUUUGCUAGACGAAGCCAUUCAUGCCAUCCAAGAUGCCGUUGCAAAGCUUCGAUCAGCGCCAUAA